CUCUCUCUCUGUCUUUCUUUCAUCGUCGCGCGUGAUCCCUCCCCUGGCCCUGAGGGGGAACUCUACCGAACGUUCUUGCAUGCGCGAGGUGGCCGUCCUCUGCACCGACUUUCUCAGCGAGUGAAGGGCUGCGACGAGCAGAGGGGCCCCCAGUGCCCGCCGCUGCUGACGACUAGAUUCGGGUACGCUUUGCUUCCUUCUCUCUUUCUUCGCUGAUCGGAGGCGGUGAAUCAGAGUGUCGUCUCGGGAGGCAUUUUCUUGCCUCGUCGUGUGUGUUCGGAGGGUGCUGAGCAGUGUCACUCGGGCCGCGGGUUUUCAGCUGGAAUGUGCGUGAUUCAGGAUUCGAGGGUGGAGAAUUGAGGUCUUGAAGAGACCUGCGCGUGCAUUUUUUUCCGCGGUGAAUUUGCCUCUCGCCACGCUAUGACAGAUUAUCCGGUUAUUGUUGGGGUUGAGGUGUUUACAGAUGAUUAGCUUGGCCGGUCCGUCACCGUGAGGCUGAGGAAAAAAUUUUACGGAUGCGCUCGAGGAACAGGAGAAAGUUGAAGACGAGGAAUUUGCCUGAAUGCACAUGGCUGCGUUUCGAAACUCUAAACUUGCUGCUUUGAUUACGCAGCUUUUACGGAAACGCGAAAUUGUUCCGGCGCUAAAAUUUGAUCGAGGACUUCCGGUGGUUGCCGCGUUGCGAUUGAAGGAGCAUUGGGCGCAAGCUCAUUCCGUAUCCACUCAUGGUCACCGUGGCAGGGCGGAUGGUGAAGGAGCGAGAAUAGUCGGUAGCGAUUCGGAUAUUGAACCCUAUGAAGAUCAAGAAGCGAUUGCGCGUCAGGAUUCCGAAGCUGAGGACAGGAGAUUCAAUAACGAUGGGAAUUGGUCAAAACAGCUAUCCUGGUUCAGCAACAUUGUAGAGCCAGCCUUGCAUAAGUACCGAACACCGCAUCCAGAAGAACUAGCCGAGAGCUACGAUGGAUCUGCCAGCGCCAGAUCUCUCCUUGACAUAGCGGCCAGUCUGGUCAAGAGCACUGCCGGAAUGCAGCAGUGGGGACUUGCCGACAUCACUUUUGGCCUAUAUCUUCUCUCUUUACGCCAUACAACUGAAAUGGCCGUGGACGCAUUCCACGGCCAGCAAGUCACAUGUGAUCACAUGGUGCAAAGGUGGAUUCACCAUCUGGAGCUAGCAUGGGGUGCAUAUAUGAAAAAUCCCGCAGCACUAGCUCGAGUCAGCAUGCUUCGUGAAAAAAACGUUGUCAAGUUUGUAGGCAAAGCAAGUGUGAUGCGGCCUGCAUAUUACAUCGGAGUGGACACUAGGCAUAAGCUGGUCGUUAUGUCGAUACGUGGCACCUCAACACUACAUGACUUGGUAACGGAUUUGGCAACUCACAACGAAAAUUCGGGGAUUUUGGAUGGAGAACCUGUUCAUUAUGGUAGUUUUGAAGCUGCUCAGUGGCUACAGCGGCAUGAAGCAGCGACUUUAAGGCGUUGCUUAGAAGAAAAUAAAGGGUUUGAGCUGCUAUUAGUUGGCCACUCACUAGGAGGAGCUACAGCAGCAUUGUUGGGCAUGUUGCUGAGACAGGAUUCUGAGAAAGUACUUGGAUUGUACCCAGAGAAAAUCCGUGUGGUCGGAAUAGGGACACCACCAUGCUUAUCUAAAGUCCUGGCUGCAAGGUGUAGAGACUUUACAACAACAUUAGUUUUACAGGAUGAUGUGAUUCCACGGAUGAGCACAACUGCACUUCUUCAACUGCGUAACGAAAUACUUUUGUUAGAGUGGAACGACGUGCUGAAAGGAGAAUUUGAGAACAAAGGGCUGGUGGAUUUAGUGUCCAGCACUGUGCAGGCUCUAUCGUCUGUGCAAGAUGCCGCGAGAAAGUAUGGUGCUAUUGCGAGACGAACCAUCAAUCUUAAUGGACCAGAUGACAACGCUGAAAACGAUGCAAAAAUCGAAGCACGUGAAAAGAAUGAACUAGAGAAACACAAGUUAGAACUGAUAGAGAGUGCGAAAACAGCACCACAUGAACAUCCUCAUCUUCAUGCACCUGGUACAUUGUAUCAUAUCCGUAGCAGAUCAUUAAAACCAGCAGAGUUGAGUGGGAAAGAGACUGACUAUGGUUGCUCACUGUGGAAAGGGGAUUCAGAUGCUAAACUUGGGCGAAUUGUAUUAUCUACCAGUAUGUUAUCUGAUCAUAGAUGUGAGAGCUAUUAUUACGCCCUUCGGGAUGUGCUGAAAGGCAUCCCUAUUUCAGAAAGACUCACAACAGGAAUGUAAAUUUGUUAGCGCGACUGUUUGCUGUACAUGGAACCGGGCAUUGAAUAGAUUUUAUCCACAUUGCCAAUCGUAAGGUUUUACUAUCAAAAUUUUGGAUGAGAGAUCCUCUUUCUAUCAAGGACUCCGCUGGUCCUCUCGACCAGACUUGGACAUUAGUUAGGAGGGAAUACAAUGUGCUCUACUCAGGUAGAGUGCAGAUUUAUUGCUUUUAGUAGCAUGUUGUCUUCUGAGGAUACUGGUGCUGUAGCUUAGAGGCUGCAAGGGAGCAUAUUGACAUUCAUAUGUUCACUUCAUGCAGUAAAUGUGGAAACUUGCUCAAUGAUCUAAUGAAUUUGUCUCUUUUGCCUUUUC
Molecule: messenger RNA, 2611 nt
Organism: Marchantia polymorpha subsp. ruderalis
Lineage: Eukaryota; Viridiplantae; Streptophyta; Marchantiopsida; Marchantiales; Marchantiaceae
Source: the annotation of a GenBank genome assembly